Messenger RNA from Acaulospora morrowiae, 225 nucleotides. NCBI's taxonomy places the organism in Eukaryota, Fungi, Glomeromycota, Glomeromycetes, Diversisporales, Acaulosporaceae. The record is from the annotation of a GenBank genome assembly.
AUGUCUGAGAUUGGUAGUGAAAAAUCCAAGUGUACAUGGACACCAAAUACUACUUUACACAAUCCUCAUAACCACGAGGAGCUCAAGCCCGAAUCACCAAUUAUCAAUUCAAUUCUCGAUCACAUUGGAAACACACCACUCGUAAGAAUAAAUAAUAUUACCAAAGCCGAAGGGAUCGAAUGUGAGAUAUUGGCGAAAUGUGAAUUUUUUAAUGCCGGAGGUUCG